CAGCAGUAAGUGCGCUGAUAACAGCACAAGCACACUGUAAAGAUGAACCUACAAAACAGGCAUUAUUUGAGAAACACAAAGAAUUCUUAGAGUCACAAUUAGAAAAAGUAGGAGAUAUGCAUGAUGACACAGAAAUUCAAGGAAAAAUUUAUGGAGAUGUUAUCAAAGCAAGAAAAAAGGAAAAACCACAAAUGUUACUGCCCGAUCCAAAUAGAAGAAGUACUUACAAACCAUACGAACAGUAUAAUGUACCCAGAGACAAACAAUUUGCUAAAGAAAAUGAACGAAUUGGAAUAAGAAUACCAUAUUCACCCACAGAUGAUGUAUUCUUAGAUGAAAGACUAUCACAAAUCUCUAAAAGAAAUGAAAAUAUUCCGCAAGGAGCAUUACCAAAAUUAACAUACCUUAAAGCCCUUACACCUACUACUGAAAAUAAUAAUACAUUUAAUCGAAAAAGAGAUGAAAGAGGGUAUACACUAUCACCAGAUCUUUAUGAAAGAAAACAAACAAGAUAUAAAAGCCCAAGUCUUUGCUCAAAACAUACAAAUCAAAUUUCUAAUGAAGAAAUAGAAGAAAGAACAGGAGAAAUAGAAAUACUAUAUUAUAAUAAUGUACAUAAUGAAGGACAAUCCUCAACCUAUGUACCAAUACAAAAUACCUUUAAAGGACAAACAUAUACUAU
Messenger RNA from Dentiscutata erythropus, 682 nucleotides. The record is from the annotation of a GenBank genome assembly. Lineage: Eukaryota; Fungi; Glomeromycota; Glomeromycetes; Diversisporales; Gigasporaceae.